CUACAUGCUCGUCGCUACACUUUCUGUCAAGUGUAAUUCUCUAGGGAGGUUGUCUUUUGUCUACCGAGGCAUGAUUGCGUGUGUGUGGGUCGGGAAAGCCUUAUUUCUCUUCAGUUGACCGGCAUCAUACGAGUGAUCGACAGAAGGUGUUAGCCGGUCAAUCUGGAGCGUGCAAUCGCAGCGUUUCAUCUCGUUAUCGACAGUGUUGUCUCUCUCUCUCUCUCUCAGGAAACUUCAGUGUGCGUGUUUUCAACCAACGCUCCGCCUCCCGCGACCGCGUAGCAUUUAAUUUGACCGACCGACCCACAGCUGUUUCAACUUUCAACACUUGGACGUGACUAGACUCGGCGCGCUUAGUGUUUCUCUUCUCCUCAAAAUAGAGAAGUGAGUGAGUUUUAUUUUUAAUGUUGGUCAUAGCGAGCUGGAUUUUUGUGAAAGAGAGCUGAGACUCAUGGUUAUUUAUUUUGUUUCUCAUGCCGUUUAUUUUUAUUUUUGUUUUUUUUCGCCUCUCACUGAUGAGUGAGGCUGGCGUUUAGCUCUAUUUUCAAUAUCCACCUUCUGCAAACAGAGAGGAAAAAUUGGUCGAGAUGUGGGUAUCGCACAGCUUUGGCGAUUUUUGUUGAUCUCUGGCAGUUUUUACACCAUUUCUCAUCCGGUCGAGCGUGAGACGUUUUGCCGCUUUGUUGGCUCCACAUUAACGUCAUUGACGUCAAAAGUCCCGGAAUAACGCAAUGCCCCUCCAACGUUUUCACACAAGUCAGGAUGCGGAAUUGAGAAACCGAUGGAUGUCCUAACUGGUGAAAAGGAAAAAAGGAAAAGAAAAAAGCAUGUAGGUUUCGGGAGCGCAGGCAGAUGGAAAAGUUGAUAUCUAUAAAUAGAAGUCGGCAUCGGAGCCAGCCAAUGGAUCUCAGCAGGCUAGGACAGGAAGCUGCUGGUUGUGUACACGGCAGCGCGUGUGGAAGACGGUUUCUUGACACAGUUCUUUUCUCUUUUUCUUUUUUACACACAUCCCGAAUCCUCGUCUAUUUUUACUGCGCGACGAAAACUCUGUGUGUGAGAUGGACGCUGCACAUUCAGUCGAGACGUCCAGCAUUAGCGCCACGGUUGUCUCGAUGAAUUUGCAAUCUCAUUAAAGCGGACUGUCUCUUUGGCCAAUUGCGUUGUCCCAUGCAUCGUUAACUUGGAAUUAACUUGGUGGAAACUGGGUCACAAUGAAAUCUGGACCUGUCCCUCCACACACACACACACACCGAACCCCCCACACCCACUUCCAAAUAUAUAAAUAAAGUGUGUCGCUCUGUGUGCCUUGUCAAAUCUGGCGAUGGCUUUAUUUUGGGUUUGAAAUAUUUGACCUCCCAUCGGUUCCAUCUGCAGCACUCGUCGACUGACAUUUUGAUACACGAUGUGACUAUAGGAUAGUUUGCUUUCGUGAUCGAUCAUUCAAGUUAGACUAUCAACUUGUUCCAUGCUAAACGAGUAUCACUGAAAGAUGGCAAUUGUGUUACAAUCCUGUCUAACGAAUGGCAGAUCGAAUUCGAUUCAUAACGUGUUGAAAGACAAUUUACGUCAUUUCUUUUUCCCAUUUUUCUUUUGUCACCCAGUUAACAAAGUUGUAGGAUUUUCCCAAACGAAUCAUUUUACGAAAUAAGGACCUUUUUUAAAAGUGUGCUCAUAACUUGCUUGUAACGAAGUCGGAGGUGACGUUUCACUGGAUACUAGAGCCGCGAUGGAUCAGAGAGUAGUGCUUUUUUCCACCUUUGGGCUCCGAGCCAAAGUGGAUUUGGUAGCAAACAGAAAACACGAGCGGGCGGAUGAAAUGAAGGCCCCCAGUAAGCUUCUAGUGGCUUUGUCGAGCAGUAACGUCUGGAUCGCUCGAUUCCUGGCUAUAUCUGAUAUAUAUUUCGGUGGAAGCAUUCAUGUUCAAUCUUGAUUUUAAGUGACUGCCAUCAUGUUCUCCUUCUUCCGUAAGAAAAGCGCUUGCAAAGAGUCGAAGCCUGAGCAGCAGACGACCGAUUGUGCGGAGGAGGACAAUCAGGGCAAGAAGAAAAUCAAAAGUGACAAGAAAACACUCAAAGAGACAAAGAAAAUUGUAGCGUUCAAACCGGAAUCAGAGCAGCCCAACGUCAACUCGUCAACGUCCAACGUUGCCGCUAGUCAGAAAGUUGCCGAAGUUCCUGCUGCUGUUCCAGCUGUUCCUCCUGUCAUUGUUUUAAUUGCCGAAGACAAAGAUUUCACGCUCGCCGCAAAGACUUUAAUUGACUACUCCUCCAGUCAUGAUCAAGUGGAAGCACAAGUUCCUAGCUCAUCCGAACCGGAUGAUGUUUUCCAGCCACCGGAGGAACCACCCGAGGAUGUGUUUUGCGAAGCGCAAGAAGUCAUUCAGCCGGAAAUGAAUUGUAGUCUGUCUCAGCCCGAUGACACAUCUGAAAUUUCCAACAGUCUGGUGGCAAAAGAUUUAUCCAAACUGAGCGUUGACGAUAAACAACAACAGUCUCGUUGUCGUCGUCGCGUCUCCUUCAAUGACGAGGAAACUGUUAUUAUUUGCGAUCCUGUUGACGUCACAGACUCGGCCGUACCGGAUGCGGAGCAUAAACUAUCAAUCACGAUAGCACAAAGAGAUUUGAGGGAAGAAGCUCCGUUUUUAUCCGAGGAUUCUUCACCUCUUCCACACGACGGAAUCUCAAUCGUCCAGCAGGACGAGAAAAUGACGACAGCCGAGGAAGACCAGUCGCUGGACUUGCUGGCCAUGAUGGAGGAGCAAGUCCGACAAUUGGAAACGGAGCUGAAGGAGAAGAAUGACAGGGUGGAGCAGCUGGAAGCCAUGCUGGCCGAUGGGGUGGCCGAUGAGGACCGGCAGACCCAACUGGAAGCCAUCGAACGCUUGGAAGCCGACUGGAACAAGGAGCAUGAACUCAUUGACAACGAACGAGAAGAGGAAUUGCGGCUUUUACAGGAGGCUUUGGAAGAAGCCCUCGAGGAAAAAGCCGAAAUCGAGUCCAAAAUGCUGCGGGAUGCAUCGAGAGAAUCGCAGCUUUUGGACGAUUUCGAGUGGAAGCUGGGCGAGAUUGAGCGCGACUAUAAAAAGAAACUGGUCGAAGCCGAGAAAUCGGCCGAAGAGCGAUUCAAAAACGAGAUGGCAAUCGAGUACCAGAAGCUCGUCGACGACAAACGGGAUAUUGAUGCAAAACUAACAGAAAUUGCUCACCUCAAGAGUUUCGAAGCUGAAGUGACUCAAUUGCGAGGUCUGGUCUUUGAGCAGCAGAGGGUCAUUAGGACGGCUGCCCGUCAAGUCGACCACUUAAAAGAGACGGAGAAGAUCCUGGAAGACGAUCUGCACAAGCUCCGAAUGAACGGCUGCACGCGCAAGCAACAACAAGAGAUGGAGGCCAAAUGGAAGGAGAAUUCGCUCAGCGAAUACAACCGGUUACGAGCCGAAUUGGUGGCUUCCAAUGAGGAGGAAAUGCUGAAAGCCAUCCGACAGGUCGUUCGUGAGAAAGAUGAACAAAUCACCACCUUGAAAAGGCAGUUUGAUGCCCAGCAAUUGGCGAUGAACCAUCAAAUGACGGAGCUGAAGAAUUCGUUCCAGCAGCGAGAAGCUAAAUUGAAUAAACAGAUCGAAACCACCCGGGCUGAAGCUGAUCGAGAAUUAUGUGAUUUGCGAAGACAAUUGAACAGAGUUCAGGACUCGCAUGUGGAAUUCAUGGAACAAGUCGAAAAGAAACACGCCGAAGAACUUAAGCAGUGCGGAUCCUCUAUCGAGGAGAAUCAGGAAGCCCUAGAGCAAAACUAUGAGGAGAAGCUGAAAACGAUCGAAGUUCAACAUCAAAGCCAAUUGAACGCCCUUCAGAGCCUCAUUGAGGAGGAAAAGCAAGAGGCAUUGACCCAACUGGGAGAACAUUAUCAAACCCAACUGCAGUCUCUGCAGGAGCACAUUUCUGAUCUUCAGAAGCGACUCAACGACGCCAACAAACAGUCUUCUCAGAGACAACAGGAGCUUAACCGAUUGGAAGAAGUCAUUACGCAACAAGAGGAACAGUUGGAAGAAUUACGGAAACGCUCCGAAGAAGAUCAAAGCGAAUCCAAUAAAGACAUGUCUAGUUCCCGACGACACAGCUGCGAUGAGAGCACCGCCAGCACUACGGAGAGCAGCGGCGAAGAUGAUUACGAUGAAUCCGCAGCACCACCCAACGGUUUUCCUGAAACAUUUCCAUUAUUCUUCCUCAUCCUCGUCGCUUUCGCUUGCUAUCUCAUUUUCACCAGCUGGUCGACCUGGUUAUACUUCACUGUUAUUUUCUUAGUUGCACUUUUGGCCGUCGCUAAACUUACAAGUGGUUAGAGCUUUUUCGGCUUUUAAAAAAUUCGACGGCCAAACAGCCAAUCACAAAAUUUUUUUUUUGUUUUCCAAUUCGUACGGGUUCAGUUCAGCUUCCGGUUUUCUAUCAUCACCGUAGUUUUGUCAAAGUUUCAUUCACAUUUCCAACUGAAAAUCGUAAUGAAACGUUAUACAGGAAUUCAUAAAGACUUUCUUUCUAUUUUGUUUAUAAGCAUAAUGAGCAUGUAUUAUUCAAGACCAGCUCCUCCUAACAAGAAAAAAAGAUCCUGAUUUAUUACCUUCACGUCCUCGCCAUCUUCUCCUCUUUGCGUGCACUAAUUUAACUACCCCCCUGGGUGAAAAGUUUUCUUUUGAAUUUGAAAUGUGCGAUUAUUUGUGACUGCCAUUUGUUUUUGCUGUUUCUUUUCUUUAUUUCUUUCUUUCAAUUUUGAGAGAGCAUUCGAAAUUGGAUAGCUCUGGCCUUGACUCUUGCCCUAUGUUCUCCUUCCCGAUCACUCCGCCUGGGAUUUUUUGACGUUCGACAUGCUGCAAAAAUACCCCCCUCCUUUUUUUUCCACCCCACUUGAUUGAUGGCUGUUGGCUGGGCAAAAAGAAUUGAAUGUUGAAUAAUUGGUGCCAAAUCCAUCCCCCACUCCCUGCUCCAUGUCCAGACAGACAAGGCGUGUGCCGAGCAUCAGCAUAAAUCAUAGCCGUCAAGACAAUAUAAGAGCUAUGCCAAAAUCGAUUUGACAACGACAACGACAAAAACAAAACCGUGACCGUCAAAAUUUCAGCUCUGCAUCCUGUUCGUUCGAGCGCAAUAAAAAUUUAAACUACAAAAAACCAUAAGACAUAAAUACUUUUAAAAAAAAAAUAAGUUGCGUCUUUAAAAACCAAACGACGCAGACAUAACAAGCCGAUUUGUGUAAUCGACAUUUUAUUAUCCGGAUAAUUCUAAAUUUAAUGCGAAGUUAUAUAAUUUGAUGGAUUGAUGACUGUUCAAUAUAUUGCUGUUCAACACGA
Messenger RNA from Daphnia pulex (common water flea), 5335 nucleotides. Its product is annotated as trichohyalin-like. The record is from RefSeq and is a predicted model, not a curated record. The coding region runs from base 1949 to 4336 and encodes 795 amino acids. Lineage: Eukaryota; Metazoa; Arthropoda; Branchiopoda; Diplostraca; Daphniidae. The transcript is spliced from 9 exons.